UAGGGGAGAAAAUCUCCAUAUUUUAGUAGUUUUAGAGCAAUAUUUUGUAAUGUAAUAUGCAGGAAAGUAAUGUAGUUUCCCCAGUCACUCCAUCUGUAAAAGAAUUGGUAAAGGUUUUGUACGGAGGGAAAAGGUUUGGAAAUCCUGUGGAUGAAGUUUGGCCUAACUUAUUCAUUGGAGACAUGUCUGUAGCCAAUGAUCGCUACAGUCUGUGGAAGCUGGGAAUCACUCAUGUUGUGAACGCAGCUCAUGGGAGGAUGCACUGUCAAGGGAGUCAUGACUUCUAUGGCUCUACUGUGGAUUAUUAUGGAGUGCCUGCUGAUGACUCACCGUCCUUUGACCUCUCUCGCUUUUUCUCCCCCACUGCUGAGUAUAUUCAGAGUGCACUUGACACAGCUGGUGCUUGUGUUUUCGUACACUGUGCGGUCGGAGUGAGCAGGUCAGCCUCCCUUGUCCUGGCCUACCUAAUGAUCCACCAUCAUCUCACCCUGCUAGAGGCCAUCCAUAAGGUCAAAGAGCGGAGGUGGAUUUUCCCAAACACAGGAUUCCUGAAACAGCUUCGUGCUUUGGAUAUGAAGCUGCGCAUGACUAAUAUAGACCCCAAAAACAAAUAGAUUUCUCAUUUGUCAUUAACAACUUUGUUUCUGUGGACAAAGUCUGCCUGUGGAGGGAGAUGUAGAGCUUUCAUUUUAAUCAGACUGAUCCAAGAAUAAUAUUGCAUCAAUUGUUUUUUCCUUGGCUCUGGCGGUUUGUUUCCUGUGAACCAUACUGCCUGUUUUCAGGAUAUUGACCCUUAUAUUAAUAAGGGAUAAGUUUAAUGAAUACACCCCGAGGAAAAAAUCCAUAUUAACACUGAAUAUUAGACCCAUAUCACUCACUUAACCUUUCUAUCAUGUUGAAGUCUUAUCUUUUUGUCUGUUUCAUUUGUUUCUUUUGCAUCAGGUCAAUCUGGUUAAUCUUUUUAAUCAAUGAAAUUAGCUUUUUAAUUAAUUAUUACGAGCUUUCAUAGAUAGCACAUGGUAAGCCAUUACAUAGCUCUUAACACACCGGUAUAAUUCAAAUCAUAUCUCAGAUAUUUGCCUUUUUCUAGUCUAAAAUGUCUUUUUACACUAAACAUGAUCAACAGUUACCUAAAGAGAACAUGCAACCAUCUUAUUUAAUGUGCAUAAAGACAAAAAAGGUUGUUUGUACUAAAUCUUAAAAAAUCUACCAACGCUGCAGCAACAAGGCCAGAGGUAUUAUGCCUUUAGGCUGUCCAUCCAUUGUCUUGAAGAAUAUCCAUCCAUUCAGACCAUUCCUGUAGAUGCAGUAUCUCAAGAAUGCUUUGAGGGAUUUUCUUCAAACUUAGCAGUUUGCAUGUACAGUACUCUGCAGAACUUUAAGGCAUGUUCAUGCUAAAAAUUGGGGCUGAAGUAAGGCAUAGAUGAGACCACAGAGCAGGAACAAGGAUUGACACAACCCUGAUAGUGCUCUGGAUGUCCUUGCUCAUUACCAAGAACAUGGGAAAACAGUCUGUUGAAAAAAUAAGAAAUUCUACACCUUUAGAGCGUAGUAAGGGGUGGAUGCGUGAGUGAGCAUGACCAGUGGUUCUCAACUGGUAGGUCCCGGAGCUGUUUUCAGUGAAUCUUUCUAGGAGCUUUUAAGUGCUUUGCCCCAUUGUUUACAUUUUGCACAGCAGAAAGAGAAAAUGGCUUUGUAGAUUUUUUCCCCUGAAAUAGUAAGCAUUUUGAUUGUAAACACCCCAACUCAUAGGAGAUUUUCUCCAUGAAUUUUUAAGGAAAAUUAAGGUAUUUUUCCCAAAAAGGGAUAGGGAGUUUUCUCAGAAUUUGGGGAGUUUUCUUUGGGUAUUUGAUGAUGAAUUCGUUAGAUUUUGAAGGUCAAAAGUCAAGGUCCUCAGUUUCCAUCUUCAUCCCUUGCUCGUGAUGAUGAUAUCUGAAGAACACUUUGAGGGAUUUCCUUACCUAACUUUCCAACAAGUUUUCUGGUUUCAUUGGUGAGGUGCAUUUACCCUAUGUUAUGAUUAAAUAAAACUUUC
This is a messenger RNA of Cheilinus undulatus (humphead wrasse), 2035 nucleotides long. Its product is annotated as dual specificity protein phosphatase 13-like. Gene Ontology annotation, biological process: negative regulation of MAPK cascade; protein dephosphorylation. The record is from RefSeq and is a predicted model, not a curated record. Gene Ontology annotation, molecular function: protein tyrosine/serine/threonine phosphatase activity; MAP kinase phosphatase activity. The transcript has 3 exons. Gene Ontology annotation, cellular component: cytoplasm. Lineage: Eukaryota; Metazoa; Chordata; Actinopteri; Labriformes; Labridae. The coding region runs from base 57 to 614 and encodes 185 amino acids.